Molecule: messenger RNA, 1897 nt
Organism: Physcomitrium patens
Lineage: Eukaryota; Viridiplantae; Streptophyta; Bryopsida; Funariales; Funariaceae
Product: chalcone synthase
Biological process (GO): polyketide biosynthetic process
Molecular function (GO): acyltransferase activity, transferring groups other than amino-acyl groups
Source: RefSeq, a predicted model, not a curated record
GCAGAUCGACUCAUGAGCACCCGACCCAGAAUUGCGUGACUUGGUGCAAAAUCGAUGCAUAAAUGGGUGCAGAUUUAAAAAUCACUACUAGAAACGUUCGUCAUACAUACGUAGCGAGUUCCAGAAAACCAGAGCAAGAGGCACUAGAUUCGACUGAACCACUGGGAACCGCAUUCUGCUGCAUUUUAGAGAAUGCAAUAGCGCUGACACAACAGGUAUUUGAGUUUAGAACUUUUAAAAGAAAUGGCUCCUGCAGGGGAGGUGGAGGCUGAGGUUCGUGCCACAAGGGCCGUGCUUCCCAGGGGUCAGCCCCGCGCAGAGGGCCCGGCGUGUGUGUUGGGAAUCGGCACUGCCGUUCCCCCGACCGAGUUCCUGCAGAGCGAUUACCCAGACUUCUUCUUCAACAUCACCAACACCAGCGACCAGGAGGCCCUCAAGGCGAAAUUCAAGCGCAUCUGCGACAAGUCCGGCAUCCGCAAGCGCCACAUGUUCCUCACCGAGGAGGUGCUCAAGGCCAACCCCGGCAUCUGCACUUACAUGGAACCCUCGCUGAACGUCCGCCACGACAUCGUGGUGGUGCAGGUGCCCAAGCUCGCCGCCGAGGCCGCACAGAAAGCCAUCAAGGAGUGGGGUGGCCGCAAGUCCGACAUCACCCACAUCGUGUUCGCCACCACCAGCGGCGUCAACAUGCCUGGAGCUGAUCACGCACUGGCCAAGCUGCUAGGGCUGAAGCCCACUGUGAAGCGGGUGAUGAUGUAUCAGACCGGGUGCUUCGGGGGGGCGUCGGUGCUCAGGGUGGCCAAGGACCUGGCAGAGAACAACAAGGGCGCCAGGGUGUUGGCGGUGUGCAGCGAAGUCACUGCCGUGACGUACCGCGCCCCAAGCGAGAACCACUUAGACGGGCUUGUGGGCUCAGCUCUAUUUGGCGACGGUGCGGGCGUGUACGUUGUGGGAUCCGACCCCAAGCCACAGGCAGAGAAAGCAUUGUUUGAGGUGCACUGGGCAGGAGAGUCCAUCCUGCCAGAGAGCGAUGGCGCCAUUGAUGGGCACCUCACGGAAGCAGGGCUCAUCUUCCACCUCAUGAAGGACGUGCCCGGGCUGAUUUCCAAGAACAUCGAGAAGUUUUUGAAUGAGGCCAGGAAGUGCGUGGGCUCGCCACAGUGGAACGACAUGUUCUGGGCGGUGCACCCGGGAGGCCCGGCCAUUCUGGAUCAAGUGGAGGCGAAGUUGAAGCUGAGCAAGGACAAGAUGCAGGGCAGCCGGGACGUAUUGUCGGAGUUCGGCAACAUGUCCAGCUCAUCGGUGCUAUUUGUGUUGGACCAGAUUCGCCACAGGUCGCUGGAGAUGAGGUCAUCGACGUUGGGAGAGGGAAGUGAGUUCGGGUUCUUCAUCGGGUUCGGCCCUGGGCUGACGCUGGAGGUGUUGGUGCUUCGCGCCGCCGUCAAUGUCUGAACUCACGCACGAUUCCGACUGGUAUCAUACAACACCAUUGAAUAUCUCAGGCCAUUGCCCACCACUGCCAUCAUGGCCAACGUCUACACAUCAUUAGUAGACCUUCUGAUACACUUAGGAAACUAAUCUUAUUAAGUGAUAUGGACAUGAGUAAAUGUUGGUUGAUUUACCAGAAAUCUUCAGUUUCUUUAUCGGACAGUCCAACUUAAUUUAAGCAUUAAGCGACUUUCUUUUUUAAGUUAAAUUGCUGACAUAUACAUUAAGACCUACAAAAUUGCACUUAUAUCAAGGUAUUUCUAUCGCAUUUUGAUAAUCUAUGACCAAAUAAAAGUUAGUCUUAUAUUAGGCCUACUUUAAUGAAACUUGUUCUCAUUUGAUAUUAUGAAUAACACCAUGUAAAUGAAACACAAGUUGCUUCCUAAGAACUUAAAGAAAAUCAACUGAA